AUGGGGUAUCCUAUUCUCCCACCCAAGGGACUUCACUCCUGUCUGCACCACUGAGCUAGCCUGUGCCGCUAGGAUCAGCAAUGAGUUCAAGAAACGAGGAGUGAAGAUGAUUGCCUUGUCUAUUGACAGUGUUGAGGAUCACCGCAACUGGAGCAAGGAUGUGAUGGCAUUUAACAGUGACGCUGAAAGCGCUCUGCCCUUCCCCAUUAUUGCUGAUGACAAGAGAGAGCUGUCUGUCCAGCUUGGCAUGCUGGACCCUGAUGAGAGAGACAAGGACGGCCUGCCCCUCACCGCUCGCUGCGUCUUUGUGGUUGGCCCCGACAAGAAGCUGAAGCUGUCCAUCCUCUACCCUGCCACCACAGGAAGGAACUUUGAUGAGUUGCUCCGAGUUAUUGACUCUCUGCAGCUCACUGCACAGAAGAAGGUUGCCACACCUGUCGACUGGAAGCCUGGUGACAAAGUCAUGGUCAUUCCCUCGCUCUCUGAGGCUGAAGCUGCUGCUCUCUUCCCCAAUGGUGUGACCACUAAAGAGGUUCCUUCUGGGAAGAAAUACUUGCGCUACACCCAGCCCUGAAGAGACACUAAAGACUACAUCCCGCACUAGUUUACUGCUCUUUGACCUGAAAAUCUUCAAAUAAUAACGUAAUAAUUCACAUACAGAAAUGACCAAAAUCAUAGAUGCACUUAUCUGGUUUGGUGGCUAUUGUGUAAUCAUGCAAUGUGUCCAUCAAUGAACCGGGAUCAUUUAUAGUGUCAUUGUACAGUGCCUUGCUUACCUUCCUUCAGUAAACACACUUUUCACACA
Messenger RNA from Morone saxatilis (striped sea-bass), 805 nucleotides. RefSeq names its product peroxiredoxin 6 (gene prdx6). Gene Ontology annotation, biological process: cell redox homeostasis; cellular oxidant detoxification. Gene Ontology annotation, molecular function: peroxiredoxin activity. NCBI's taxonomy places the organism in Eukaryota, Metazoa, Chordata, Actinopteri, Moronidae. The record is from RefSeq and is a predicted model, not a curated record. Gene Ontology annotation, cellular component: mitochondrion; cytosol.